This is a messenger RNA of Aphidius gifuensis, 3108 nucleotides long. RefSeq names its product suppressor protein SRP40-like. Lineage: Eukaryota; Metazoa; Arthropoda; Insecta; Hymenoptera; Braconidae. The record is from RefSeq and is a predicted model, not a curated record. The transcript is spliced from 2 exons. Gene Ontology annotation, biological process: negative regulation of transcription by RNA polymerase II; negative regulation of cyclin-dependent protein serine/threonine kinase activity. Gene Ontology annotation, molecular function: 7SK snRNA binding; cyclin-dependent protein serine/threonine kinase inhibitor activity. The coding region runs from base 425 to 1711 and encodes 428 amino acids. Gene Ontology annotation, cellular component: nucleoplasm; nucleus; cytoplasm.
UUUUAUCGGAGCAGUAUAUGCUCCAUCAUUUUGUCUUUAUUUUAACAUCACCUAUCUCCUUCUAAACUUUAUUUAUUUAUUUAUUUUUUUUUUUUCAUUUAUCAUUGUAUUUGUGUGUGUGUGUAUUAGUGAAUUUCUAUUGGACAAAUUCAGGUACACAUUCAAAGUGUAAUAUUGCCAUGUAGAUGGCAGUUACAUAGGCCAUUGUGAAGCGCAAGCAGCAAGCAACCAUCAUCAGUGCCACCAGCUCCAGUCGACUUUCGACAAUCAAUUUGAAUACAUCGUAGUACUCAUACCGCUCGAUAUUUAAAAAUUACAAAGUUUAAAUUAAAAAAAAAAUACAGUUUAAUCAUCUUUAAAAAAAAAUAAAUAAACCAUAUGUAUAUUUAUUUGAUUUGAAAUUAAAAAGUGAAAUUUUUAUAAAAUGAGUUAUUGUGAUAAUAAAGAUAAAGAAAAUUAUUUAAAUAUUGAUUGUAAUAUUGUUGGUAUUAAUGGACAUCAAGAAAACGGUCCAGGUGACAUUUACGAGGUAAAUCGUAUGAAGGACGUUAAGGUGGUGGUGGAUUCGACGCCUUCGGCUAUGGAAGACGAACAAACUAUCACAGCUCCAUCUGAUAACGGAAAUAAUCAACAAAUUAACAGGCUUGCCAACGUGGCAGAUAAAAAAAAAAAGAUGAAUGAUAAAAAGUCAUGGAAUUCGAGGAAAUGUGGAGGAAAUACGAGUGGAGGUGAUGAUAAUCAUGAUGUGCUGUCGAAAAAACGUAAAACACGACGUGGUAAACCAAAGCCUAGAAAUAUUAAACCAUAUUUGAAAAAUACAUUGUAUCCACGUAUAAGAUGUCAUUCAAAUAAACAAAUUAAAAAAAGUACACAGCCACCAGCACCAUAUAAUACAACACAAUUUUUAAUGGAAGAUCACAGUGAUUUGCCAGAAUUUGAACCAAAACUUGCUGAAGGAAGUGGAAUAACGACAACAACAACAACAUCUUCAUCAUCAUCAUCAUCAUUGACAACAAUACCACCAUCAUCACAAAUGACAACAACAUCAUUAUCAUCAAAUGUACAAGAAUUAUUUCAAAAACCAAAUCCACCACCAAGAACAAGAGACUCAAGUUUUAGUAUUGAUUCUGAAGAUGAUUAUUUUUAUUCAUCACCAGAGGAUGAAGAAGAAUUUUUAACAAAAGAAUUUUCAAGUGCAUAUGAAGAUUUACAUGCUGAAAGAUUAAAUUCACUUAGUAAGCAUGAUUUGUUACAAGAAUAUUUACUGCUUGAAUCAAAACUUGAACAUAUUACAAAACGUAUGAAAUUAAAAAAUAUACAAUAUGAUGAUGAUAAUAAUAAAACAACAACACCAACAAUAAAUACAGAUGAUGUUGGAAAAAAAUUAAAAUUUUAUCAACAAAAAAUUGAUGAUUUAUUGCAACAAAAUGAUCAAUUAAAACGUGAUAAUGAAGCAUUAAGAGGUAAAAGAAAAAAUUCAGUAUCAAGUAUUGACAGUGAGAGUGAUUCAGAUGAUAGUAGUAGUAGUAGUAGUUCAACAAGUAAUCAUUCGGAUAAUAGUGCUUGUGGUGAUAAAGAUAAAAGUGAUUUUGAUAAAAAUUUAUUAGAAGAAGAUAUACAUUCUGAUGAUACCAGCACCAAGGAUAGCAGUUCACCAAUGCAUUCAAAUUCAAUACAACAAAUUAAAGUUAUUGAUGGAGUUGCUAUUUAAUCAUCAACAUCAUCAUCAUCCUCAUCAACAUUAUCAUCAUCAAUAUUAUCAUCAUUAUCAUCAUCAUCAUAAUUAUCAUCAGUAAAAGCAGCAACAUGGCCAAUGAUUCUUCAACAUCACCAACUAAAUUUAUGAUUAUCUUUUAUUAUUUUCAUAAAAUAUUAUUAACAUUCGUGAUUAUUAUUAUCAUCAUCAACAAAAAUCAUCAUUUUUUGGGUUUUUUUUUUUUAAAAAGCUUUUUUUUUAUUGAUUAAUUUAAAAACUUUUCUUUUUUUUUUAUUUAAUACAUUCACAAUGUAAAAUCUUCUAAAUGACCCAAAUUUUUGUUAAAUAUUUUUUUAUUUAAAUUUGCACAAUGAUGAUUUGAAAUUAUAAAAAAAAAAAUAUAUAAUUAAAUAAUAAUAGUAAUCAUGAUUAGUAUACAUAAUAGUAAUCAUAAUUAGAAAAAAAAAAUAAUAAUUAUUGAUCGUCAUAAAAAGGAGAUUUAAGAUUAAGAAAAAAACAAAAAAUUUUAAAUAAUAAUACAAGGCUGCAGACCAUCAACUAACGUUCGGGUGCUCAUUACUAUGUAAUUUAAUUAAUCAUCAAAAUAUAAUAAGAGUAAAUAAUAUAUUUUAAAUGCAGCGCAUUUAAAAUUCAAGUAUUACAACCACAAGAUUGGUAGAUAAAUUUUUAAAUAAAAAAAUGUUUUUCAUAAAAUGAUAAAUAAUUUUUUUCUCAAAUGUACAAUUGUAUAAAAAAAAAAAAAACAAAAAAAUGAAACAAAAAAUUAAAUAAUAAGCAUUAGUGUUAGUUUAUGGUCUGGAUAUAUGUAUAAAAAAAAUAUGUAUAAGUAUAUGUGUAUAUAUUAUUAUUAUUUUUAAGUUAAAAAUAUUAUUUAAUUAAUUUUUUUUUUUCCAAUUCCAAAACUUCCUGUUUUCCUUAAAAAAAAAACAAAAAAAAAUUUUAUCAACGUACUCGAUAUAAUCGAAAUAAAAAUCCCAAAUUUAUUUACAUUAUAUAUUUCAUUAAAUAAAUUAAUACUAAAUAAAAUAGUUAACGAAAAAAAAAAAAAAAAAACGACAACAAAUAAUAAUUUUUUUUUAUUUAUUUAAAAAUAUUUGGAAAAAAAAAAUUUUAUAUAUUUAUUUUAUUUAAUUUUUUAUUUGUUUUUAACCUUUUACAAUUUUUUUUUUUUUGUUAAAUAUGUGUACAUGGAUUAUGACCAUGUUGAUCCAGUUAAUUAGUAUAAAUAAAAUAAUUUAAAAAAAAAUAAUAAAUAGGUUCUAAUUCGAUUAACCAAGUCGACAAAGAAAUUGUGAUAUGCGAUUUGUGAUAUCAGCCAUAUUGUAAUUCCGAGUUAAUUAAUUUGUCAUGUAUGAAAAAAAAUAAUGCAACUAAAUGAUAUGCACUUUUUA